CAAACCCAAACACUCCCACGAAAUCCACAAAAAUCCCGAUAAACAGAAAAAUCCUCCGAAAAAAAUCGGGUGCUCCCAAUCCCUUCCCAAGAACUUCCCCGCCCCUCCCGGAAUCCCACCGGCCCCAGCCAGAUUUCCCAAUCUCUCCGGCGCCGCCGCCGCCUUCCGCAGAUUUCCCGACGAGAAACCUAGGCGCCGUAGGUACGCCAGAGUCUUGGCUCACUCGCUGCUCGCCCGUCCGCCUAGGCGCUCAAUCUCGGUUCCCCAGCCCCGACCUACCAACCCUGCUUCUACUGCUGCCGCCGUGCCGUACCUAAGCGUCGCCGCCGGCGCGCCCCAAUCCCCCGCCUCUCACGCGGGGCGCCGCCAUCGCCGUCCCCGUUCUUCCUCGUCGGGGCAUCGCGUUCCCGUCCGCACCCUUCUUGCCAUUGAUUGGGUUUCGAGGUAUCAGGUUGUUUUCAUCCAGCGACCAGUUAAAUCCCGCUGACCUGCACAACUUCCGGGCGUGCCGCUGCGCACCCGGCACACCAUCUAGAUCCGCCCCCGCGGGGCUAGGUUUUGCUGUGCUCAGCCUUUCUGCCGAGAGGGCGUUGUGCGCGUAUGCGCCAUUGAAUCGUGCGCUGGCGCCGCCUCGAGUGCUAGGCGAGGAGUGGAACACAGUGGUGGUUUUUUUCAUUACUGCGCCGGACUGGUUCCUGCUGCUGAGGGCGGGUAGAUGGUGAGCGGCGUCAGGUGGCAUGGACCGAGGUGAGCCCUCGCUGAAGCCUGAAUGGUUGGUGCGUGGGGUUGCCACGCCGACAGUGUCAGCCGCAGGCAUCCGGCCAGGGACUUCGCCCCGUGCUUCGCCCCGUGCAGAUGAUCAAGACAGGGGUGCUUCUCCAAGAAACCAAUCAUCAGGCCGUGAUCGUGAACGGAGCUCCCAACAGUCCUCUUCACGCAGGAGUUCUGGCCCAAGUCUGUCCAGACGACAUGAACGGGAUGGCACUGUGAAGUCAAGAGGUUAUGCCAGUUUUGGAAGGAGCAACAGAGACAAGGUGUGCGAAAAGGGCUCUGAUUUCCGUGAUUGCGAGAGUAGGCCAGGUCUUUCAGAUGAUCCCUUGCGAGAUGGCUUCGGGUCCUUUAGCACAUGCAGACCGGAAAGCGAUAGGCUUAAUCGUAUUCGUCCAAAGCUGGACGCAUCGAAUCGGGCAGCUGGAGUAAGUUUGGACAAUGUUAAUCUAUCUAGUAAGGAUUCUGGUGGCAUAUCCUUUGAGCGAGAAUUCCCACACCUUAGUUCCGAGGACAGCAAUGGAAAGCAUGAUAUAGCUAGAGUUCCAUCUCCUGGAAUUAGCACCCCAAUUCAGAGCAUACCAUUGGUUUCUGCGCCUGAUGGCUGGAACUCGGUGCUAGCAGAAGUUCCUGGACUUAGUGAGCCAAGCAAUAACAAUGUUUCUUCUGCUUUGUCACCUGCUGGUUCCAUUAGACAGCUUGAAGUGACGAACUGUGGGUCUGCAUUAAGCAUGGCUGAAACAGUAAUGCAAGCACCAUUGAAAAAUUCCUCCACACCACAGCUAUCUAUUGAUGCUCAGAAGAUUGAAGAAAGAACUUUGAGGCAGUGCAUUCUAAGACCUCUGACGCCUUCAUCAAACAAAAUAUCUGUAUCUAGUUUAUCGGAUAAGUUAAAAAUCAAAGGUGCAAGAGCUGGUGAUUCUAAUGGUCCUGUCAAGUCUUUACAACAACUGUCAGCACAGCCUUCUAACAGCUCUGUUCGUACUCAAGUCAAAUCUGAGCUUGGUAAGCCAUCUCAACCAGGAAGCUUUCAAGUCCUAACCCGUGAGCAGAAUGGGGCUGUAAAUACUGCCAAAGAUGUCACCAGCGAUCCUGGGAGCCCUGUUCUAGGCCGUUCUUUUUCAAUAGAACCACUGAAAAAGCCUAUUGCCAACCAAAAGCUUAAAGGUGCCACAAACGGCCUCCCUUUGCAUCUACAACAAGGUUCAUCUGUUGAGAGAAAGGCAAGUGCAAAAGACAAGCAUAAAUUCUUUGAGUUGCUGCGGAGCAAGUCUUUAAAUGGUUCAAGAUCUGGCAUCGAGUCCUCAUCUAGCUUGAUUGAUGAGCAGAGGAACCCUUCUCUUGAUUUGUCCUUGUUUAACAGUGGCAUUAAAUGUAUUGAAAUUGGAAGUAGUUCAUGGGAGGAUGCAAAUUCUUGUGAUGGAUCUCCGCGACACCUCUCUGACAAUGAGGGAGUCAAGCCACAUUCAGAAUCUUGUGAUGUUCUGUAUGAGGGGUUGCAUGAGAUAGUUGCGAACAUCAAGUACUCCAACUCUUCAUCAGAUCUUGCUGAUGCUGUGACGCCUCAGGCAGACAAGGCUGAACCCACUCUGUCCAUUAUACCCACGGAUAAAAAUGAUGCUUUCGUGAAGUCAGACUCCAGCUAUGAUAAAACUAAUAUGUCAGUUGAACCCAUUGUACCAUGGGAAGAUGAAACGUACCCUACUGAAGAUGAGCCUAGUCCAGAAGAAAUGGCUUUCCUGAAAUCUCUUGGCUGGAAAGAAGACGAGAUAGUUCCGCCUCUGAAGCAGGAAGAGAUUGCUGAUUGUUUAAGGCACAACUUGAGGCUGCAGCAGAAGCUUGAGGAAUGUAGGGGCUAAUGAUAGAACUCAUCAAACAAAGUUACUGGUGUUGUUGCAGCGCUGAACUUGUGGAGUUCAAUCUAUGUCCUGAUGAGUUUUGGACUUUGGUCGGUAACUACCUCAACUCCCAUGGGACGAUUCUCUAGCUUAACAAAUCGAGUUUCCCCCAGUUAAUUUCAGUUCCAUGGGGAGUUUUCAUGAGUAGACUGAUGUUUCCCCCCUGCUGAAAAGAGGUUUUAGGGUUUUCUUUCUCAUUUUCCCAGAAGGAAUACCGUAUGAAAAGCCUGUAUGGUGUUGGACGCACGUAGGCGUGCGCCUGCGGUGCUCAGAAAGAAUAGGUUGUCUUCUUUUUUAUACUUCUCAUGGCUUGUCCUUGUUUCAGAAAAGAAAGGAAAAUAAUACUGGUGUUUACAUGAAAAGGACGCUCUAUGUUUACCGUGA
This is a messenger RNA of Lolium rigidum, 3050 nucleotides long. RefSeq lists its product as uncharacterized. The record is from RefSeq and is a predicted model, not a curated record. The transcript is spliced from 5 exons. Lineage: Eukaryota; Viridiplantae; Streptophyta; Magnoliopsida; Poales; Poaceae. The coding region runs from base 738 to 2627 and encodes 629 amino acids.